This is a messenger RNA of Dama dama (fallow deer), 6312 nucleotides long. It is a transcript of the gene B3GNT6, whose product is annotated as UDP-GlcNAc:betaGal beta-1,3-N-acetylglucosaminyltransferase 6. The record is from RefSeq and is a predicted model, not a curated record. Gene Ontology annotation, molecular function: hexosyltransferase activity. Gene Ontology annotation, cellular component: membrane. The transcript is spliced from 2 exons. Bases 861 to 1988 code for a protein of 375 amino acids. NCBI's taxonomy places the organism in Eukaryota, Metazoa, Chordata, Mammalia, Artiodactyla, Cervidae.
UCAUCACUGCCUGUCCUGAAGUCUGUCCACUUUAUUCCAAUAACUUACCCCCAUUUAACUUUCUCCCCACUUCAAUUCAUCCCCAAACUUCUCAAAGGACAUUUCUGCUAGAGAGAAAAGAUGAGUUUUUAGGGAGCUUGGAGCAAAUGAGUUAAAACUAAGUCAUUGGGCCAACCUAGAUGGCCAGUAAGUCACCAAGCUAUGAAGAUACAUCCCUGCCCAGUUCAGACCUGGGCCUCACCUCUCUCUCAUGGAUCACUGUACCCCAUCUCUGGGUUCCAUUCCUCCACUGUUUCCCUCUCUAGCAUCCAUACCACACAUGGCCUGCUACAAUGGACUCUUGAAAACAGGUAUGGACUUGUUAAAACUUCCAAAGGAUCAAGUUAAAACUUCAGGUUCAAGGCCCCGUCUCAGGAAUCUCUAAGUUAUCUUUGCAUCCUCAACUCCCAAUAUUUACUCUGCCAACCACAUUAAACUUGGAAUGUUCCCCAGCCAUGUCCUGUUUAUCCCCACCUCUGUACCUCUGCCCAGACUGCCCUCUCCCUCUCCACUGCUCCUUACCUGCUGGGAAAAUCCCCAAACCCAUGUGGUAGGUUAAAUAUGGCCACACAUUUUUAGAACUUACAUCUGGGCUGGUGUUGUGACUUGCUUUGACCAACGGAAUGUGGUGAAAAUGACAUGAUACAAGUUCUGAUGCCCUGGCCUCAAGAGGCCUGUAGCCUCCGCUGGGACCAUCUUGGAACCCCGAGACCAACAUGCCAUGACAAAGCCCAGGACAAAAGAGUGCAGGAGAGCAAGGCCAGUGCCCCAGUUUCCAGCUUACACAUUAGCUGAACAGAGCCAUGUGAAAGACAGCCCAGAUGGCCUUUCCCCGCUACAGGUCCCUGAAACCCAAGAUCCUGACCUGCCUUCUGGUGGGUGUGAGUUUCUCGCUCCUGCAUCACUGGUUCCUCGGCGCCCCCAGGUUUGAACAGGAGCAGAGAUCAGAUGGGUUCCAGCAGGCCCCUGCUGGAAUGUCGCCGUCCAGCCCAGGGCCUCCGUGCGUGGCCAACGCCUCGGCGAAUGCCACGGCCGACUUUGAGAAGCUGCCCGCGCGCAUCCGAGACUUCCUAAGGUACCGCCACUGCCGCCACUUCCCGCUGCUCUGGGACGCGCCGGCCAAGUGUAGGGGCAGCCGCGGGCCCUUCCUGCUGCUGGCCGUGAAGUCGUCGCCGGCCAACUUCGAGCGGCGCGAGCUCAUCCGCCGCACGUGGGGGCAGGAGCGCAGCUACGGCGGGCGCCCGGUGCGCCGCCUCUUCCUGCUGGGCACUCCCGCACCCGAGGACGCCGAGCGCGCAGAGCAGCUGGCGGAGCUGGCCGCGCUGGAGGCGCGUGAGCACGGCGACGUGCUGCAGUGGGCCUUCACCGACACCUUCCUCAACCUCACGCUCAAGCACGUGCACCUGCUCGACUGGCUGGAGGCCCGCUGCCCGCACGCGCGCUUCCUUCUCAGCGGCGACGACGACGUCUUCGUGCACACGGCCAACGUGCUCCGCUUCCUGGAGGCAAAGUCGCCCGACCGCCACCUCUUCGCCGGGCAGCUCAUGAGCGGCUCCGUGCCCAUCCGCGAGAGCUGGAGCAAGUACUUCGUGCCCCCGCAGCUCUUCCCCGGGUCCGUCUACCCGGUGUACUGCAGCGGCGGCGGCUUCCUCCUGUCCCGCCACACGGUCCAGGCCCUGCGCCAGGCCGCCCGCCACACCCCGCUCUUCCCCAUCGACGACGCCUACAUGGGCAUGUGUCUGGAGCGCGUCGGCCUGAAGCCCAGCGGCCACGACGGCAUCCGGCCUUUCGGCGUGCAGCUGCCUGGCGCCCGGCAGCCCUCCUUCGACCCCUGCAUGUACCGCGAGCUGCUGCUGGUGCACCGCUUCGCGCCCUAUGAGAUGCUGCUCAUGUGGAGGGCGCUGCACGACCCAGGGCUGAGCUGUCACCGCGGGCACAGGGUCUCUUGAGGCUGGGAGGUCAGUGUGGGGUGCCGUGGGGGUCAGUCGUGAGGAAACUAGGAAAGGGAGUGACUGGGGAAUCUGGGAAGACAGUAUUGAGAAAGCCUUGGGAAUGUCAAUGUUAAGGGGCCAUGUUUGGGGGAUGGGGCGUCUGAUUAGUAAGUCUGAAGGACAGCGAUUAGCGAGUGAGCUGGGAGAGACCCAGGUUCCAUUCCUGGGUCCGAAAGAUCCCCUGGAGGAGGACGUGGCAACUACUCCAGUAUUCUUGCCUGGAGAAUCCCAUGGACAGAGGAGCCUGGUGGGCUAUGGUCCAUACAGUUGCCAAGAAUCGAACAUGACUGAAGUCACUCACAGGCACACAAGGGUACCUAGAGUCUGUUGUGAACCAAACCUCCAUUGGGGGUGGGGGCUGGGGGGUCGGGUCAGUAACCAGACUCUGAGGAUCAGGCUCCUGACUUAAGGAGCUGCCAGUUGUUGGCAAAAUACAAAAAUCAAGAAAACAGCUUGAGAAUGAGGCAGAAAUGUGUGCUGUCAAGGUCCCAACUAUGUAAGAUGGACAAGAAGGGCUGAGCUUCAAGGAAGAAAGCCUGGAUGAGAAGCCAGGAGCCUGACCUGAUGCCUUCCCUGCCCUCGGGAGGAGGUCCAGUCUUCCCCGCUGUGGACUCCCUCUGGCAUAACCAUGUACUUUGUCACGUGGUCGGGCCCUCUCCCGGCCCUGCAUCUUUGCAAGCUUUGAUCCCUUUACUGGAAAUGUCCACCAGCCAUCACUGGCCAAGUCUCUUGUAUGGAUGAGGAGGCCUGCAAGGGGCAGGGGAGCUGUCCCCCGAACUCUGUUACCCACUUCUUCCUGGGCACACACGUAGACUAUACUUCCCAGACUCCCUUGAAGUGAGUUGUGGGCAUGUGACCAGCCUGUCUUCAUGUCUGUGUAUAGUUGUGAAGAAGACCCCGCCUGAACCCAGGCCUCACUUGUGCUGACUUUCUCCUUCCCCCGAUUGGCACAUGGAUGAGCCUAUAACCUUGCUGAUGCCUGGGUUCCUCAACCUUGGCACAGUUGCCAUUCUGAGUUCUUUGCUGUAAAGGGCUGUCCUGCGCAUUGGAGAACAUUUAGUCAUAUCCCUGUCCUCUGGCUGCUAGAUGCCAGCAUCACAUCCCAAGUUAUAACAACCGAAAAUAUCUCUGAAGUUUGCCAAAUGUACCCUGGUGAGUGGGGCUUCCCUGGUGGCUCAGACGGUAAAGAAUCUGCCUGCAAUGCAGGAGGCCGGGGCUCCAUCCCUGGGUUGGGAAGAUCCCCUGGAGAAGGAAAUGGCUACCCCCUCCAGUAUUCUAACCUGGAGAUUUCCAUGGACAGAGGAGCCUGGCAGGCUGGGGUUGCAAAGAAUUGGACAUGGCUGAGCGACUUUCACUUUCACCCUGGUGAGCAAAGUCACCUCUAGUGUGAACCACUGACCUAGAGGAAGGCAGGAAAACAAGAGGGCUUCCCAGUUCACUGCAGGGAGCAGGGCUGCUUGUGGACUAACCUGGAAUACUCAGCUCAAACUACUGAGAGGAACAAAAUAAACUUUUAUGUUUUUUGAGCCUCUUGGAUUUUGUUGACACUUUGUUAGGGCAACCUUGGUAACGUAAUGUGUCCUCUCUGAUCCCUGUUUCCACCCAACCAGACUGGCUGCUCCCAGAGGGAGGGACCAUGUCUGAAUCACGUCCAGUGAUAACCCAUGGAGGGAGGCCUGGCAUCCCGCAGGCUCACUCUUGGCUUGGGAGGUGGAAGGAGCAGGAGGAAGAGGCACCGUCCAAGCAGCCUUUCUGCAGUCCUGGACAUGGAUCCCCAGGAGCCAUGGCCACUUGUCCCUUGCCGGCCUUGCUUCUGAGCAGGGUCUGGCUCAUAGUAAGUACUUCCUAAAUGCUUUAGGGGUGAAAAAAUGAAUGGAUGGUGCCCAUCUGUCCCAGUGGUAUGAACUGUAUCCAUCAGGACAGUGUACUAGUUUCCUAUCAUGGCUAUAACAAAUUGCCACGGAUUUUGGGGCUUAAAGAUACAUGCAUAGUUAUUAUCUUAUAGUCCUACAUAUCAGAAAUCCAAAAUGAGUCUUGCUGGGCUAAAAGUCAAGGUGUCAGGCCUGCAUUCCUUCUGGAAGGUUCCAGGGCAGAAUUUGUUCCCCUGCCUCUUUCAACUUCUAGAGACUGCCCACAUUCCUUGGUUUGGGGCUUCCUUCCAUCUCCAGAGGCAGCAGUCACAUCACUCUGACCUCUGCUUCCCUUGGACCCAUGUCUUCUGACUCUCCUGCCUUCCCUUUCAUUUAUAAGGAUUCUUAUGAUCACACUGGGUCUGCCUGCAUAAUCCAAAAUUAUCUUUCUGUCUUAAAGUCCACCAAUCAGCAACCUUCAUUAAUUCUUUUUUUUUUUUCCAUGUAACCUAACAUAUCCAUAGCUUUCAGGGAUUAGGGCCUAGACAUUUUUUUUGGCAGGGACAUUAUUUCACUUACCAUCAGUCAGUCAGUCAGAUUCAGUCACUCAGUCAUGUCUGACUCUUUGCGACCCCAAGGACUGAAGCACGCCAGGCCUCCCUGUCCAUCACCAACUCCCAGAGUUUACUCAAACUCAUGUCCAUUGAGUCGGUGAUGCCAUUCAACCAUUUCAUCCUCUUUAGUCCCCUUCUCUUCCUGUCUUCAAUCUUUCCCAGCAUCAGGGUCUUUUAAGAUGAGUCAGCUCUUUGCAUCACGUGGCCAAAGUAUUGGAGUUUCAGCUUCAACAUCAGUCCUUCCAAUGAACACCCAGGACUGAUCUCCUUUAGGAUGGACUGGUUGGAUCUCCUUGCAGUCCAAGGGACUCUCAAGAGUCUUCUCCAACACCACAGUUCAAAAGCAUCAAUUCUUCGGCGCUCAGCUUUCUUUGUAGUCCAUCUCUCACAUCCAUACAUGACCACUGGAAAAACCAUAGUCUUGACUACAGACCUUUGUUGGCAAAGUAAUGUCUCUGCUUUUUAAUAUGCUGUCUAGAUUGGUCAUGAAAUUUCUUUCCAAGGAGUAAGCAUCUUUUAAUUUCAUGGCUACAAUCACCAUCUGAAGUUAUUCUGGAGCCAUCAGUUAGUCAGUCAGCUACUGUUUCCACUGUUUGCACAUGUAUUUGCCAUGAAGUGAUGGGACCGGAUGCCACAAUCUUAGUUUUCUGAAUGUUGAGCUUUAAGCCAACUUUUUCACUCUCCUUUUUCACUUUCAUCAAGCGACUCUUUAACAGAGAAGAAAACAAGAAUCCUGAGGCCAGGAGAGGACACCGCUGCAUCUUUGGAAAAGUCUGAAUUCUGUGCUUUGGCAGCUUCCUCCCAUUUCCCUGACAGUCUGAUGGAUUAUCCCCACUUGACGGAUAAAAAGAUUAAGAGUCCGGGACCUCACAGCUCAGAAGGAUCAGAACACCUCAUUUAUAGGCCUAUUUUGUCACUCUGGGUCCUGGUCACCCCCUCUCGGAAGCUGGGCUGCUCACGCACCAGGCCCAGCAAAGGCCCAGGGCACACGCAGCCCUGGCACCUCUUGAUGUCACCCGGUUCCCUCCCCUCACCUGGCCCUGAUCACCCGUCCCCACCGAAGCCUGCCUGGCUCACAGGCUCUUUUGAGAUCCGCAGCCACCAGGGGGCGCGCUCUGCACACCAUUUCCUCGCGGUGGCGGCGGCUGGUCCUUGGAUCGGGAAACUCUGGGCCCUGGGAGUCUGCGCUGCCACCUCCCUUCGCUAGGCUAGCCUAGCUGACAAGAACCCCACGAGUAAGGAAAAUGAUACGCCUGUCUCACUAACAAACACAGAUGCAAAAUUCUACACGAAAUGCUAGUACACAAUGUGGCAAUAUGUAAAAAGGAUGACAUAGCACCUAGACGGAUUUAUCUCAGAAAUGUGAAGUGGGCCUAGCAUUAGAAAAGGAAUCAGAAUAUAUAAUAAAAAAGGAAUAUCCAUCAAUGUGGUAAAUCACAUCAAGAGAAAUAUGAAUCUCUCAGAUGUGGGGCGGGUGGAGGGGGAAUUUGUGAUAAAAUUCAGCAUCCGUUUGUGAUUUAAAGAAAAUCUUAGUGAAAGGUGGAAGCAUUUCCUUUGAGUCUGAAAAGACUACAUGUGCCCAUCAUCACCACUGUUCAACUGUCCAAGGCUUGAGAGCACAGCAAGAUAAGGUAAAGGUUUAAAAUGAUACUGAGGUAAUUCCCUGGAGGUCCACUGAUUAGGCCUUUGCCCUUUCACUGCAGAGGAGUGGACCCCCCAAAAAUUGUUUUUUAAUGAUAAUGACUUGAAAAAAAAUUAUGAAAACUUCAGAGGUUUGUAACCCUAUUAGAUCCCAUUUCUCCAUAAAAUUAAUGCUGU